UCAAAUGCAGGAUGUUGUUGACCCUGUAACAGAUGAAAUGCUUGCACAGUUUGUAGUUGAUAGCCACUUCAGGUCACAACCUAAGGGUGCUAAUAUGGAUGACAAAGCCUUCAGUGAAUCCCAAGAAGAGACUCGAGCCUCUGCUGGACUAGCUGCUGAUUCAAAGAUUCUUUCUCAAGACUUACUGAGGAAAUACCUAACCUAUGCCAAGUUGAACAUAUUCCCAAGAUUCCAUGAAAAGGAUAUGGCCAAGCUUACUAAAGUUUAUGCUGAUCUGCGAAAAGAAUCAUCUCGUGGACAAGGCGUCCCCAUAGCAGUGAGGCAUAUCGAAUCGAUGAUCAGAAUGUCUGAAGCACAUGCCAGAAUGCACCUUAGGCAGCAUGUCACAGAAGAAGAUGUGGACAUGGCUAUACGGGUUCUUCUUGAGUCAUUCAUUUCAACCCAGAAGUUUGGUGUACAAAAGGCCCUACGAAAGAGCUUCAGGCAAUACAUAACCUUCAAGAAGGACUACCAUGGAUUGCUCCUUGCACUACUAAGGGAGCUCGUGAACAAUGCAUUGCGCUUUGAAGAGAUACUUUCUGGAUCAGCUCGAAGGCUCAGCUAUGUCGAUGUGAAAGUAGCGGAUUUGCAAGCCAAGGCUGAAGAGUAUGAAAUCAGCAAUUUGGAGGCCUUCUUUUCGAGCACUGAAUUUAAAGCCUUUUACGAGUUGGACGAACAAAGACAAGUUAUCAGACAUCACCUUGCGGACAAUGACAAACCACAGGUGUAAGGUAAUGAAGUUCCUAAGCAACUAUCACCCUCAUCCGGCCAUAUAGCUUGUGUUCUGAUUUUGCAAUUGUUAUGUAUUAAAUGGUUACUUCUAACUUGGAUUUACUGUUAGCAUGGACUUAACAGUUUCAAUUGAUUAAUGCUGUUGGUUUUUCUGCUCAA
Hibiscus syriacus is the source of this 930-nucleotide messenger RNA. RefSeq names its product DNA replication licensing factor MCM2-like. Gene Ontology annotation, molecular function: 3'-5' DNA helicase activity; single-stranded DNA binding; ATP binding. The record is from RefSeq and is a predicted model, not a curated record. Lineage: Eukaryota; Viridiplantae; Streptophyta; Magnoliopsida; Malvales; Malvaceae. Bases 5 to 769 code for a protein of 254 amino acids. Gene Ontology annotation, biological process: mitotic DNA replication initiation; double-strand break repair via break-induced replication. The transcript has 5 exons. Gene Ontology annotation, cellular component: MCM complex; nucleus.